CAUUUGCGACACCUCAAAGGGCCUUUUGCCUCCCACCUGUAUCCUCCGGCAGGGACACUGGAGCCUGCGGAUUGUGGGAAUAAACCUUAAAACAUGUUUAAAGUAAUCUUAACCAAAAGUAAAUCCAUAAUAGCGGCUGAUUUUACAGCAUCUUUUCAUUCUUUAAAAUAGAUCAAUCGGACCUUCUGAUCACAUGGGAAUCAGAGGAGAGCGCCCGGUGGCUCAGAGGCUGUCAUUCGCGGUGGAGAGCUUUUUUUUCUUUUUCCUCGCUGAGAUGAAGUCACCCGCGGAGCCUGCCGAUGUUUAGUGCGUAAACGCCGACAGGACACAUUGUUGAGAAACCCCGCCGCUUUGAAACAUGCACAGAGGACCCACCAAACAAUCGCAACAGGCAGGUGAAGUCUCCGCUGCUUCCUGUAGUCCAACAGGCUUCACAGGUGUUGAUCCAGCGAGUCGCGUUUGCGUCUCAGUUGAGGAAUUCCCCGAGUUUGGAGAGACGAGUCCCGCAAGGAGACGGUAGUUUCAAACCAAGUGUCGGUAGCGGACUGGCUGUAUUGCCUGGAAUUCAUCAGAACACAUCGCUUUGGAGAAGCUUGCGGGGUCGAGGGGGCAUGAAUUGAAAGUGGAGAUCGAGAGAGCGCACAGGGGGCUUACCAUGAGACACCCAUUCAUGUCGUCUUAGAUUACUGAUUUUUCCCGGAGCUACGGCACCGACCUGCCACCCAGAGCCGCCUAUAACCUCUCCAGACUCCGGGGCGUCACGCUGCGCUGAUGGAGACAUUACUCCUCUAGUCUACUUGGAUCCGUUUUCUGGGCUCUUCAUCGAUAUUAGUUCUCCCAUUUUAAUGAUCACAGGAGUUGGAAAAAACUGGAAAGGAGGAAAGACAUGAAAGACACGUGGAUUCCGGAGGCGCACCGUCGAGUCCGGUUUUGAUGCGUGCAGGUGUCCAAGUAACCAUCCAGUUCUCUCUCUGUGUGUAUUAAUUGCUACCACAUUUACAGGUCUCUGAUAGAUUUCUGCAAAAACUGCAUGAAAACGAAGAAGAAGACGUUCAGCAGGAGUGCUGCGAACACAGGGAUGCCCCUGGUCGGAUAUUUGCUUUGGGUUUGAGGGGAAAUCGCUCGGAUAUCAAACCUCUCUAGCGGAGACGCAGCAGAGGCUCAGGAAUUACAGAGAGCAGGAGCGAAGAAUUUGGAAAGUAGAACUUACAUUUACGGAUUACCAGGCUUUUUUCUUCUCCGGAACAACUGUGGACACGCUCUUCUUUGAUGUCUGAAAAGACUGUUGUGUGGCCAUGACGAGUGAUGAGGAGGAGGACCCCGGCGUUGCAACAUCAGCAGCAACGGCACCGUCAGCCGCAGCAGCCUCCUGGGUGACGGCCGCCACAUCCAGGGGCGACAGCGAUGAUCCCGUCACCACGUCGUCCCCCUGCAGGCCCUCCCCACACCACCACCCAUGUCCCGAGGAAAAGGAGGCGAAAGAGAAGCAAAUAGAAGAAGGGAUUAUUCAAGAAGAGAGGAGAGAGACGGAGGAGGAAGGACAACUGGUGGAGUGCGAGGGGGAUGAUGAAGACGAGGAUGAUGAUGAUGAUGAUGAUGGCAGCAGUGAUACCAGUGUGUUAGUGGUGCCCUAUCCUGAGCUGGUACCUGUGGUCUUCUUCUGCCUGAAGCAGACAACGUGUCCCCGCAGCUUGUGCAUCCGCAUGGUCUCCAGCCCAUGGUUCGAACGUGUGAGCAUGAUGGUGAUCCUGUUGAACUGCGUGACUCUGGGCAUGUACCAGCCCUGUGAGAACAUUGACUGCUCCUCAGACCGAUGCCAAAUACUAAAGGCCUUUGAUGCAUUCAUCUACAUCUUCUUUGCUCUCGAGAUGGUUAUAAAGAUGGUCGCUCUGGGAAUCUUUGGCCGGCGCUGUUACCUCGGGGACACAUGGAACCGGCUGGAUUUCUUCAUUGUCAUGGCAGGGAUGGUUGAAUACUCUCUGGACCUGCAGAACGUCAACUUCACUGCCAUACGAACAGUGAGGGUGCUGCGGCCUCUUAAAGCAAUUAACAGGGUGCCAAGCAUGCGUAUCCUGGUGAACCUGCUGCUCGACACUCUGCCCAUGCUGGGUAACGUGCUCCUCCUCUGCUUCUUUGUCUUCUUCAUCUUCGGCAUCAUCGGGGUGCAGCUGUGGGCGGGGCUGCUGAGGAACCGCUGCUACCCGGAGGAGAACUUCACACUCACCAGUGGCAUCAGUCUCCCUCGACCCUACUAUAUGGCUGAUGAGGAUGACGAGCGGCCCUUCAUCUGCUCUCUGCCUGUUGACAACGGCAUCAUGUCCUGCUCCGAUGUUCCCGCCCGCCGCGAGGGAGGCAGGACAUGCUGCCUGGACAAAGACGACGCCCUGUACCGCCAGUCGCUCGGUCUGAGUCCUGAGCCUCUGGCCAAUGGCAGCGUCAGUGUAGCCGGCCUGUGUGUCAACUGGAACCAGUACUACACCAGGUGUCAUACUGGGUACAGCAACCCUCACAAAGGUGCCAUCAACUUUGACAACAUCGCCUAUGCCUGGAUUGUCAUCUUCCAGGUGAUCACUCUGGAAGGCUGGGUGGAGAUCAUGUACUACGUGAUGGAUGCUCAUUCCUUCUAUAACUUCAUCUACUUCAUCCUGCUUAUAAUUGUUGGUUCUUUCUUCAUGAUCAACCUGUGCCUCGUGGUCAUCGCCACCCAGUUCUCAGAGACCAAGCAGAGGGAGCAUCAGCUGAUGCAGGAGCAGCGAGCUCGGUGCUCGUCCUCCUCCACCCUGGCCAGUGAACCCGGAGACUGCUACGAAGAGCUCUUCCAGCUCGUUUGCCACGUCUUGCGCAAGGCAAGGAGACAAACUGUUGCCCUUUUCAACACCCUGCGAGGGAAACCUCGUGGCUUUCGUGGUGUUGGAAGAGGUAGAGUUGGAGGGGAAGGGAGGGAGAGGAAGGCCAAUGGACGUGGAGGACGUGAGAGAAGAAGAGAGGUGUUGAAGCACGGUCCUCCCUGUCCCCAUCAUAAUAAACCAGACCACGCGUCAUCCUCUGAGCCCAUGGCCCUCACUGCUGCCUCCGCCACAGAUGGCUGCCCUCAGUGUGCAGCGGCGCUGACGCUCGCUGAUGGGGUGGGACCAGCUCGCAGUGCAGCCAAUGAUGAAGCAGAGGAGGGUGCUGUUGAGGAAACAGACAGGGAGGAUGUACAGUCCGGCGGUAAAGAGAAGGCCAAGAAAGGCCUCGACAGUGCAGGAACUAACGUGGGAUGUAGCCCUAAGAAGCGAUGCAAGGAGCUAUGGUACGAGAUUAGGACGAAGCUGUGGGGCAUCGUGGAGAGCAAGUACUUCAACCGAGGCAUCAUGAUCGCCAUCCUGAUCAACACCAUCAGCAUGGGCAUCGAGCACCACGAGCAGCCAGAGGAACUCACAAAUGUUCUCGAGAUCUGCAACAUCGUCUUCACCAGCAUGUUUUCCUUGGAGAUGAUCCUUAAACUCACAGCUUUUGGCUCCUUUAACUACCUGAGAAACCCCUACAAUGUCUUUGAUGGAGUCAUUGUCAUCAUCAGUGUCUGUGAGAUUGUCGGCCAGUCCGAUGGCGGUUUGUCUGUGUUGAGGACCUUCAGGCUGCUGAGGGUGCUGAAGCUGGUGAGAUUCAUGCCAGCUCUGAGGAGACAGCUGGUGGUCUUAAUGAAGACCAUGGACAACGUGGCCACAUUCUGCAUGCUGCUCAUGCUCUUCAUUUUCAUCUUUAGUAUCCUCGGGAUGCACAUCUUUGGCUGUAAAUUCAGUCUGAAGACGGAGACCGGAGACACGGUACCAGACAGGAAGAACUUUGACUCCCUGCUAUGGGCCAUUGUUACUGUUUUUCAGAUUCUAACCCAGGAGGACUGGAAUGUGGUUUUGUACAAUGGUAUGGCAGCCACCUCGCCAGUUGCUGCUCUUUACUUUGUGGCCCUCAUGACCUUUGGAAAUUACGUCCUCUUCAACCUGCUGGUGGCCAUCCUAGUUGAAGGCUUUCAGGCAGAGGGUGAUGCAAAUCGUUCUUAUUCGGACGACGACCGCUCCUCCUCCAACUUUGACGAGAGUGAGAAACAUGACUCUAUCAAGUUGUCUGACCCGAGGAUCUGCACCCUGACACCUAAUGGCCACCUGGAGCUGGGUGCCCUUUCAGGACCCAGAGGAUCCUACUCCUCAGAGAGGCGAAGCUUUACCAUCGGCUCCAGAAAGAGCAGUGUGAUGAGCCUGGGCAAGAGCAGCCUGGAGAGACGCUCCCUCUCUCUGCGCCAUGGUCGCAGUUCCAACUACCACAACUGGGGGCACCCUUUCCCUCCACAGUCUGCAUGGAGUCGCAGGUCUAGCUCGAACAGCCUGGGUCGGAGGAGCUAUGGGUUCGGUGGGGCACCGCCGGUGGGAGGCAGCCUUCGUGUGCGCAGCACUCGCUCCCCCCACUCCUACACCUAUGCUGCAGAGCAGGAGUCCCUUCUUUCUCACCCACCCCACUCCCAUCAUCCUCUGCCCCCUCAUCAUCCACCUCCGCCCCCACUGUUCCUCUCUAGACAUUUUGCAAGGAGGGAUCGACGGGCUCUUUCUCUGGAGCUCCCAGAGCUGCUUCGGGCAGGUGGACAGCCCCCAUGCCUGCCCCCCAUCCACCCAGACCCUGGGAGGAGGAGUGGGUCCAGGGCAGGAGGGUCCCUCGUAGGAGGGUCCGCUGGUGGUAGUGGUUUAGGUGUGGACCACCGGGACUGCAAUGGCAAGGCGCCAGGUCCCCACACUCAGCUGAUUGCUGAGGUUUUCCCUCAAGUCAACGCCCGAAAAGACAGAGCAGACCUUGAUGAAGAAACAGACUAUAGUUUGUGUUUCCGCAUCCAGAAGAUGAUGGAGGUCUACAAGCCAGACUGGUGUGAAUCCAGAGAGGAGUGGUCUGUCUACCUGUUCUCCCCUCAGAACAAGUUCAGACUGCUGUGCCAGUCCAUUAUUGCUCAUAAGCUGUUUGAUUACGUGGUUCUGGCCUUUAUCUUCCUCAACUGCAUCACAGUGGCUCUGGAGAGGCCGAAGAUUUUGCAAGGCAGCCUGGAAAGACUGUUUCUCACAAUUUCCAACUACAUCUUUACUGCCAUCUUUGUUGCAGAGAUGACUGUUAAGGUGGUGUCCAUGGGUUUGUACCUCGGAGAAACAGCCUAUCUGAGGAGCAGCUGGAACAUUCUAGAUGGUUUCCUGGUCUUCGUGUCACUGAUAGACAUUGUGGUGUCCAUGGCAGGCGGGGCUAAGAUCCUGGGAGUUCUCCGUGUUCUCAGGUUGCUCAGGACGCUGCGUCCUCUCAGGGUGAUCAGCAGAGCUCCAGGGUUGAAGCUGGUAGUCGAGACCCUCAUCACAUCCCUCAAGCCCAUCGGCAACAUUGUGCUCAUCUGCUGCGCUUUUUUCAUAAUCUUUGGCAUCCUUGGUGUUCAGCUCUUCAAAGGCAAGUUCUACUACUGUGUGGGUUUCGAUGUGAAGAACAUCACGAACAAAUCUGACUGUCUGGCUGCCAACUAUCGAUGGGUUCAUCACAAAUACAACUUUGACAAUCUUGGACAGGCCCUGAUGUCCCUGUUUGUGUUGGCAUCAAAAGACGGCUGGGUCAAUAUAAUGUACCAUGGACUGGAUGCAGUAGGAAUUGACCAGCAGCCGGUGACCAACAACAAUCCGUGGAUGCUGCUCUACUUCAUCUCCUUCCUCUUGAUCGUCAGCUUCUUCGUCCUCAACAUGUUUGUGGGCGUGGUGGUGGAGAACUUUCACAAGUGUCGGCAGCACCAGGAGGUGGAGGAGGCCAGGAGGCGAGAGGAAAAACGCCAGCGCCGCAUGGAGAAAAAAAGAAGAAAGGCCCAGAAACUGCCGUACUAUUCUAACUACGGCCGUGCCCGCCUGGCUAUUCAUGCUCUGUGUACCAGCCACUACCUGGACCUGGUCAUCACCUUCAUUAUCUGCAUCAAUGUCAUCACCAUGUCCCUGGAGCACUACAACCAACCACAGUCUCUGGAGACUGCACUGAAGUACUGCAACUACUUCUUCACAUCCACCUUUGUGAUUGAGGCCUCACUGAAGCUGGUAGCCUUUGGCUUUCGACGCUUCUUCAAGGACAGGUGGAACCAGCUGGACUUGGCCAUUGUGCUGCUGUCAGUAAUGGGCAUCACCCUGGAGGAGAUCGAGAUCAACGCCUCUCUUCCCAUCAACCCCACCAUCAUCAGGAUCAUGAGGGUGCUGAGGAUAGCACGAGUGUUGAAGUUGUUGAAAAUGGCAACCGGGAUGAGAGCUCUGCUUGAUACAGUGGUCCAGGCUCUUCCUCAGGUGGGAAACCUGGGCCUGCUCUUCAUGUUGCUGUUUUUCAUCUAUGCUGCUCUGGGAGUGGAGCUGUUUGGAGAACUAGUGUGUAAUGCUGACUACCCCUGUGAGGGAAUGAGCCGCCACGCUACUUUUGAAAACUUUGGAAUGGCCUUUCUUACACUCUUCCAGGUUUCAACCGGCGACAACUGGAACGGCAUCAUGAAGGACACUUUGAGGGAGUGCCCUCCGGGUCAUCCAGGCGCUGACUACGGCUGCCAUGCUGGACUGCAGUUCAUCUCCCCGAUGUAUUUCGUGUCCUUCGUGCUCACAGCGCAGUUCGUCCUGAUAAACGUGGUGGUGGCUGUGCUCAUGAAGCAUCUGGACGAUUCCAACAAGGAGGCGCAGGAGGACGCCGAGAUGGACGCUGAAAUUGAGUUAGAGUUGGCUCAGGGAGGCCUCUGCUGCAUGAUGGGGGGCAUCGGAGCUAUCGCCGGAGCCACAGGUGGCGCUGCAGGUGGGGUGGGUGUGGGCGGCGCAGCGUCUGGUGCGAUUGCAGCCGGGAUGGUCGGUGGUCCAAGUGGUGGCAUGAUGGCACCGCUACGAGAUGGAGGAGGCGCUGCAGCUCAUGAGGGGCACACACACCAUCGAUCUCAGCUCUACUCUCCUGCUCAGGAGAGCCAGUGGCUGGACAGUGUGUCUCUGCUGAUUAAGGACUCGUUGGAAGGGGACAUGAUUGACAACCUCUCCGGUUCGGUUUUUCAUCACUACUGCUCUCCUCCUGUCUGCAAGGACUGCAAGAGUCACCCAGAAGAGAUUCGAUUGGCAGAGGUGGAGCAGGCGUCGCUGAUGUCAGAGCAGCUGUCAGACAAGUCAUCAUCUCCAGCUCUGCCUGAUGACCUCAGCCUGGAUGAGUACAGCAGCUACCAGCUGCUGGUCAGAGGCAGCCAGAGGGGCAGCAGUGACUCCCACAGUUCGGAGGAGUUGCCCACACAGGGGGGCUACAGAGGGCUUCGUCCCUCCAGCUCAGGAAGCGAGGAUGAUGUCCAGGAGCUGUUUGAAGUGGGCAUCCAUCCUCAGUUAAAUCCUCCCUCGCUGGAGCAACAAAGCCCGGCACACUGCAAAGGUGCGGAUGAAGGGAGCUGCAGUGGAGGUGGUGGUGGGUCUUCACCCAUGUUGCACCUACCAGCAGACUUCUUCCACCCAGCUGCCACAGCUCAUCCAGACAGUCCAGGGAACGGUGUUAGCCCAGGGGACAGAGGGCCAUCCAGGUUGGCCUCCCCAGCCUCCUGGGUGUCCCUCCGCUCACCUGGAGCCAGCAACAGGCCUCUGAGCUCUCAGCACCCGUCCCACAGCGACUCCUCCUUGGCCACAGGAAGCUCAGAGGGCAGCCUGCAGACCACGCUGGAAGAAGGGCUCAGCUUCAGCGUCUCCCCACCCCGAGUUCUGGGUCUCCCCAUGCCUCUCCUCUGCCCUCUCCCCAGCCACCCUUCACACCCCCAGGGACCGACCACAGGCGACCAGGGCCGCUCUUCAAUAAAGAGACGCAGCACUACUUUAACCCUCCAAGCCACCCGUCGGCACCAGAGGAGUCAGAGCAGCAGUGGAGGCGGCAGCACGAGCCCCGGCUGCCCCCGGCAGGACUCCAUGGACCCUUCAGACGAGGACGUGGGCACCGGGACGGGCAGGGAAGGCUGCCGCCAGACCUUCAACAGCGAACACUUGUCAGAAACUUUCAACAGCCUCUCUCUGACCUCGCUGCUCACCCCGGGCUCUCUGGCACCCCCGCUGGUGAAGAAAUGUAACAGCACAGGUUCUCUAGACCAAACCAAUCUAUCUGCCCGGAGUAAAGAUGGGCGCCAGUUCUACGGCAUAGAUACCCAUGGUUACCUUUCCAAUCCCUGGACAGAGGAAAGGGCAAGAGGUGAGGAGGAGGACAAUGACAUCACAGGAUUCAGCAUGAAAAGCAGCAGUCGGCCCACAGACACAAGCUCCAGGAAAAAAAGAUGAAACACUUGUUGCCUCUCUGUAGUGGAACUCUUCAACUAUUUGCAUUUCUGGAUUUUGAACAGAACAGGGAGAGACUUUGAGUACAUGUCCUGUGAACCCAUCUCUGGAACUCUCUCUCGUCUUUGAAUUGUCUGUUCUCUCUCUUUCCUCCUCAGAUGCGGCUGCUUGGGAUCAGUCAUUUGUCAAAAGAUGACUGGUACUUCUGAGUUUUGACAUCCAUGGAAUGAUUUCUACAGGAUAUGCGGUUGCUCUUUGACAGGUCUUAACACUAUUGACAAGGGGCCUUUAAGUAUAAUCAGGAAUCCGCCUUGAAUGAUCUGGCAGUCCCAGGCUUUGUAUUUUAGCCAUCUUGACAGAAUAAUCCGAAAGCCAUUAGAGAAAUGGGUCUGAAAAUUGCGGUAAUUGAUGGACAUUACGAAAGUGAUGUUAUUUACAUGAAGGAACAGGGCUUGCUUGACCCAGUGUGGCCUGAACCUUUGCGCAAAACCAGUGUUGUCACAAUUGGACAGAUGACAAACUCUGAAGCUUCUUUUGAGGAAGAACUGAACUUUGUACAGUUGUUCUUUUUUUGUUGUUGUUCUUUUUUUUGUAAUAUCCAUCAGUAAUAGUAGCACUAACCUUUUAUUUUCUCUUUGACAGAGUCGGGGGGUAAUGGAAAAUUGAAAGGUUGUAUAUUCUGUGUGUUUUGUUUUGUUUUUUCAACUUCAACACAUUGAAGUUGUGUGAAUGUCGAUAUGCCUGUCUCCAUUUGUAAGAAAGAGGGAGGCCAAGACAAGCGAGGAGCCUGACUAGUCGGAAAAUUGACGAAGGGCCUCUUUGAAAAGAAGAAUGGAUAUAUGACUGCUGCUGAGAUACUUGUGGGUAGUUAGUGGAAGCAUUGGUCACUUCCCGAGUGGAGUCUUGCUUUCUUUAUACCCAUGAAAGGGCUAAAAUGUAUUGAAUGCAGACCUGGGCCAAAUACUAUUGGCAAACAAUUGUUUGCUGCCUACCACAGUUGUUUGAAAAUGUUGGUUAGGUACAUCCACUCCUUUUCUGGAGACUUUGCUGAUGUUAAUAUAUUAGUACAUCAGAUUAAAGCUAUAUUUAGCCAUUUUUAAACAAAAAUGUUGAAAUACGGUUCCCUCUACAAACACUUUAAAGGACUUUUUCAGUAAAUGUCCUACAUACGUACAUAUUAAAUAGGUUGUUGUACUUUCUACAAGUCAAAGAUAAAAUCUGAACAAAUCUAAAAACAAUUCUUUAACAUAAUAUGUAGAUUAAUGCAAUUUUUGUUUCUGAAUUCUCCAGCUUCACCCUCUGGGUACCGUAAUAAUAGCAUCUCUGCAUCCAACAGUUGUUGACUGCUGACAGUUCUGUUGACAUGCUACCUACCUAUUAAAUCCACCACACGAGGCUUGCUGUUCUCUGCAGUUCGGUGGAUAAAUCAGGAAUGACUCAGCCCAAAUGAUUUGGAAAAUGUCAGCAUGUUAUUAACAAAAAUCCAAUAUUAUGCAUCUCUGUUGAUACUGUCUUGUAUGUAAAGGCUACCUUUGGAUACGCGUUUGCAUUUGUAUCAACAGUGUUUGCCUACUGACAACAAAGCCACAGCAUCAGAUCCAAUAUUGCCACUGGUAUAGGCCCUAGUUAAUCGCCAGGUUGCUAGCAUGUCAACAGUUCCUUCUUUUAUUGUAGUCACCAGAAAGCACCAGCAAUACAGUUUAUUGUAGAUCAAAAGAGAAGAUACUGGCUUAUAUGCAGGUGUCAUUUUGUGGGAUUGAUCGGGGGAAUCACAGAAAACUGGACAACAGAUUUUCUAAACCUUUUCCAAUUUUAAAAGGACCAGAAUAUAACUUAGCAACUCGUAGGGUCUUGUGAAGUCAGCGUACAGUCUGAAACGCAAGGACCUCGGAUUCUGUGUUAAACCCAAAUGAUCAUUUGACUCAGGUCUGCUUGAGUGUAGCACGAUAUUAGAAAAUAGCUAAUACUAUGGCAAGCAAUGUGGUCCAAACUGAUGUAGUUUUUACCUUUCAGCACUUGUCAUUUUGACAGAUUGUGAUGACCUGUCAUAUAAUAUAGUUGUGUCACAAUCUUUACAAUCCCAACCAGGUGGACCUCAGGUGGACCUAUAUGCACUCACACACACACAUAACACACACAUUAAAGCACACACAUAUACAUUAUCUCACACACACACACCAACAGCCACCAUCAUACAAAGAUGUCAACGUCAAAACAAUGCAGGAUGUUUCUGUAGUUGUUUGUGAUGAGACUUUCCCUGCUUUGUCUUCAUUCCCCUCCUUAUUUUCAUUCCAUCGUAUUAUCUCCCUUCCACAGGAAAGCGGGAGGAUUAAAUGACUAUUGACGACCCCACCUCUAUUUGAGAUAUGCAAUAUGCUACAGUAGAUGUACAGUUAGAUGUAUGAGACUCAUAUAGAUAGGCAAUAUGGUGAGAGAAGAUUAUAUUUAUGAAUUCAUGUAUUAGAAUAAAAUGUCACCAAGAUUCAAAGGUCACUGAAAGGAUGAUGAUGUAUUCAUGUAUUCCACAGUGUGUGUGUGUUCUCUUUUUCCCUCCCAUCUCCUCCACUUGAUUUUCUUUAUUUCCAAAAUGCAUGUGGGUUGUUGUUUUUUUUUUUUCCAUUUGAUUAAAUGUCAUUCUAGUGUCAUAUAAAAGUGAGAUAGCUUUUCAACA
This is a messenger RNA of Amphiprion ocellaris (clown anemonefish), 10968 nucleotides long. RefSeq names its product voltage-dependent T-type calcium channel subunit alpha-1I-like. NCBI's taxonomy places the organism in Eukaryota, Metazoa, Chordata, Actinopteri, Pomacentridae. Gene Ontology annotation, molecular function: low voltage-gated calcium channel activity; voltage-gated sodium channel activity. Gene Ontology annotation, biological process: calcium ion import; neuronal action potential; calcium ion transmembrane transport. The coding region runs from base 1296 to 8300 and encodes 2334 amino acids. Gene Ontology annotation, cellular component: plasma membrane; voltage-gated sodium channel complex; voltage-gated calcium channel complex. The record is from RefSeq and is a predicted model, not a curated record. The transcript has 38 exons.